AUGGACGUCGGUGAAGGCCCCUCCCAUGCCCAGUCCCCACCCUCAAGUUCUCGGGAAGAGAUCAUCCAGGUCGGACACACGGUACUCCUCAAAAUUCCCACUGGCGACAUUCGUACCAUUAAGGUGGAGUCCAAUGCAACCGUCCAUUUGGGAAGAUUCGGCUCUUUUCAGGCCGCGGAGCUCAUUGGGCAACCGUUGGGCCUGUCAUAUGAGAUCGUAGGCAAGAAGCUCAAAGUGCUGCCGCCGCGUCUAAUGCAGGAAGUAGAGGAUACGGAGGCCACGAACGAGCUCAUUAACGACGGUCAAUUCGUUCAGCCACUGACACUUGACGAAAUCGAGACGUUGAAGAAAUCAGGGUUACAUGCUUCGGAAAUCAUCAAGAAGCAGAUAGAGCAACAUGCAAAUUAUUCCCUGAAGACAGAGUAUAGCAAAGAGAAGUACAAGAAACGGAAGGAAAUGAAGUACUCCAAAACGUUUUCAAUUAUUGAGCCAACUAUGUACAAUGUGUGCGAAUACUGGUUCAACAAAGAUCAGAACCGACUGCGGGAUAUUCGGAUGGAUACUCUCGCUCAGAUGCUCAACAUCGCGGGUAUACGACCGGGUGGUAGAUAUCUCGUGGUUGACGACGCAUCUGGAGUGGUAGUGAGUGCAGUCCUUGAUCGUCUUGGAGGACAAGGACGGUUGAUCACUGUAUGCGACGUAGACUCUCCCCCGGCAUACCCAGUGAUGGUACAAAUGAACUUUCGCAAAGAGAUGACAGCAAUAAUGUCGUCUCUCAACUGGGCUACCGCAGACGAAGAGUACACCCCUGUCUUUGCUUCGUCAGAACCCCCGUCUGGAAAGUUUAAAUCUGACGGGCAGCGCACACGCUUGACGAAGCGAAAGAUCACUGCAGACGCGCUGGUGUCAACUCGAGAAGAACUCUUUGCGGGCGAGUUCGAAGCAUUGAUCAUUUCGAGCCAAUACGACCCAUACUCCAUCAUAGAAAAACUCUAUCCGUAUUUAGGCGGUUCAGCGUCGAUCGUCGUGCAGAGUCCCCAUGUGCAGAUUGUGUCGAAUCUUCAAAACCAGCUUCGGGACUUGCCUGGCUAUCUCGGCCCCACUGUCACUGAAGGAUGGCUACGGCGAUACCAGGUGCUACCGGGGCGCACGCACCCUAUGAUGACCGGGUCAGGAUCGGGUGGAUUCAUUUUGCAGGUUUUCAAAAUCUACGAUGAUCCGGAAGCCUUGUCCGCCAUGACCCAAAGGCAUCACAAAAAGGCCAAGCCGGAUGUUGAUAUUCCCGAGCAAGAGACUGCUCAGUUGAAGCCGCCGUUGGAGCCUGUUGUGAAGGCAGAGCAGCAAGACGUUGAUAUGCGGACAUCAUAG
Molecule: messenger RNA, 1368 nt
Organism: Epithele typhae
Lineage: Eukaryota; Fungi; Basidiomycota; Agaricomycetes; Polyporales; Epitheliaceae
Product: Gcd10p-domain-containing protein
Exons: 11
Coding region: 1-1368 (455 amino acids)
Biological process (GO): tRNA methylation
Cellular component (GO): nucleus; tRNA (m1A) methyltransferase complex
Source: RefSeq, a predicted model, not a curated record